Fundulus heteroclitus (mummichog) is the source of this 1866-nucleotide messenger RNA. RefSeq names its product probable maltase-glucoamylase 2. The coding region runs from base 51 to 1448 and encodes 465 amino acids. The record is from RefSeq and is a predicted model, not a curated record. NCBI's taxonomy places the organism in Eukaryota, Metazoa, Chordata, Actinopteri, Cyprinodontiformes, Fundulidae. The transcript is spliced from 11 exons.
UUGUCUUUAACAACUCUCAGUCUUUGUCUGCAGACCUUGACUCUGUCACUAUGCUGCCGUCCGUGUUGCUGCUGCUGCUGCUGUGCACCAGCUUGUGCAGCGGUGCACAAGCUGGUUAUUAUGGUGUGGUCUAUACCUACUCUUUUCUUGACCAUCAGCAGUUUGGAUACCAGUUAACUAAUACCUUUAAGCUAAGCUUCAGCUCAUGUGAAGAGCUCGACACCUUAAUUUGUAAUGGAAGCUGCUUUGGGUCACCAGUUUAUGCAAUCGAUGAAAGCAGAGGUGAAUGGUGUCAGAAGGACUAUAUCCUGACUACAAACAUUGAUUUCCUGUCUACAUUAUAUUCUGUAUUCGGUUUUGCAAACUGGACAGCAAACAUAAAUGGCAUUGAGUUAUCGGCAGCAGUGGCACAAAUUGAGUUGAGAAAUCGUUCCGACAUCAACAAACCCAACUCAUCACCACGGACCACCAUCCUCCCUCUAGUGAGAGUUCCUUCAAACUGUCAGAGAAACAUCAACCUGUUGGUCUCUGACCCAGAUGGAGACGAGGUUAGAUGCAGAUAUGCAGCUGGUGUAGAGUGUCACACCUGCACACCACCGUCUGUGCUCACCGUCUCACCAGCUUGUACUCUGUCGUUCAGUCCCACUAACAGCAGCGCCGAAGGUCCGUAUGCAGUGCAGCUAAUGAUUGAGGACUUUCCCAGACAGACAAUUAAUGUGACCAAUGGCAAUAACUCACAAGAGGUGAUAACUACCAGCGACUCGCUCAGCAAGAUCCCCGUUCAGUUUGUUUUCAGAGUCGAUCCAGCAGCUCCAUCCUGCACGGAGGGUGUGUAUCUGCCCAGGUUCCUGCCUCCAACUCCUGAGAACGGAGCUCAGAUCUACACGGAUGUUAACCAGACUGUGCAAAUCAGCGUCAGAGCCGAGGCAACCCAGGCUGUGAUCACUGAGCUCCUGUUCAGCGGGCCGCACAGUGUAGCCAAGAGUUCAUCAGGAUCGGGAAACUUCACACUGACGUGGACUCCAUCUGCCAGCGACGCGGAACUGACCAACACUUUCUGCUUCGUUGUUCAAGCAAAUUUCUCUAGCUCUGUUUACCAGUCUGACCUUCGAUGCAUCCUUGUGACGACUGGGAGCAGCCCAACAACUCCAACUCCUCUGACUACAGCUGCAAACCUAACAACUACACCCAGAUUCACACCAUCCUUCACAACUACGCCUCCAACAACUACAACAACUACAUCCACCAUCCCAAACUCAACGGUGGACCCAGGACCAUAUUACGUUUUAGCUUUGAAUGCAAAGAUCUCCACUACUCUAUCGCUGACGAAUUACACUGAUACCAUCAUACGACUGAUCAAAGAUGAGCUGAUGAGACAAGGGCUGCCAUCGGACAUAAUUCUCGAGCUGCUAAGAAGUGCUGAACUGGGAGUUACAACCAUCGGCUAGGGCUAAACAUAAGAAUCUGAUCUUUGCUGGGAAAUGGGUUUUGAUUUGUCAUUUUUCUUUAAUCUCUCAUCUGAUUCAUGAAGUAAUGCUUGUUUGAAAUAAUGAUAAGGAAAAUGUAUUAUUCUUUUGUUCAAUGUAAAGAAAUACUGUGAAGUCAGAGGACAUAUAGGCAUAUACCUUUUAUUCAUUAAUGCAAACUAAAAAAAUGAAUUUCAUACUGCUGUCAGUUUGCCUAAUAAUAGUAUCAAGUCUUUUGAGGGACAGUUUUAAGAUGAUAAUUUGAUAAUUGGCAGCCUUGCGAGUCAUGAAGAACUUGGUGACCCAACUAAAGAUCUUCUAUGCAAUGUAGGUGUUAUUGUGCAAUCCCAAAAUCUCUUCAAGAUGAUAAAUUAAAAGUUUUCUGCAUUCUUUGCAUUUA